GUAUCGAUCGCUACGCAUACACGUGUGUGUGCUGUGUCUGCAGACUCUCGAAUACGGUCAGUUUUCUGCAUUUGAGCCCGGGGGUCGGGGAUGACGUCGGUCAGGUGUGACGUAGUGGUGGUUGGUGCAGGACUGUCAGGGUUGACCGCCGCUAACCUCCUCCUAGAGAAAGACAGUACUUUAAGUGUGGUGGUUUUAGAGGCCAAAGAUCGUAUCGGCGGAAGAACAUUGACGAAACAAUUACAGGGGUCCGACGGUAAUUUUGAUUUCUGGGAUGUCGGCGGAGAAUGGGUUGGAAGACCCUAUCCUCAUCUGCAGUAUCUUCUGGAAAAGUUUGACAUAGACACAUUUAGUCUCCGUCAACAGACGGUUAAAGCAGCACCACUACGUUUGAUACCGUCAUGGGAUAUGUACAUACUCUAUCUCCGGCUACGCAAACGAAAGAAGUACUUCGACAGACUUGGUAGCCAAAUGAAGAGCUCAGUGCGGGCGCUCGAAUGUGACGGGAUUAUAUUUGAAGACUACUGUAACAGUAGACUGUGGACAGAAGAUGCCCGUUGUACAGUGGAGGCAGCGUGUAAGUCAAUGUUCGGACUGAAACCAUCUGAAAUGUCCCUGUUGUAUUUCCUGAUGAAUGUGUCGUCUGCGGGUGGAUUUGAAACAUUCCUACAUCCGGAGCUAUGUUCCGGUCAGGAGGCAAGAAUCAAGGGAGGCGCUCAGCAGCUAUGUCACCGUUUAGCUCAGGCUAUAGGUAGGAAUGGAGUAACGAAAAAUCAACCAGUUACACACAUAAGCCAGACAGACGAUAUUGUAUCUGUGCUGACUUUGGACAAGACACAGUACCACUGCAGCAGGGUAAUUGUUGCUGUACCUCCCCAUCUCCUAGCGGACAUCCACUUUACGCCAGCUUUACCUUCCAGUAAAAUGGAUGUCCUCCGGAACAUUCCCCUCGCCCACAUCGUCAAGUUUGUCUACAGCUAUGAUGAGAGGUUCUGGAAUAACAAGGGGUCGGAAAGCCAUGGUUUACAGGUGGUUCUAGAAGAUCCGGCGGAUGGCCCUGUGGGUAUAGCUUACGAUGGUACCUCAUCCCGGAACAACCCUGCCAUCGUGGGAUUUGUGUCGAGUACAAAGGGACCAUUUCACGUACACGAGAUGCAACUCCCUCAUCAGUGGACACAAGAACAGGAGUGCCGUCGCCAGAACGAGGCGAUAUUGUCUGUCCUCGAAGACGCGAUUGGUCCAGAUGUACAUGAAUAUAUUGACAGCACGUUCGUAGACUGGAGCACAGAGAAGUAUAAUGGAGGAUGUUUUUUGAAAAGCAUUGUUCCUGGAACUACAAGACAUCUAUGUCAAACGCUUAGAGAACCUUUUGAAAGUGUACAUUUCGCUGGGACGGAGACUGGAACUGUCUGGUGUGGCCUAAUGAAUGGAGCGGUACAAUCCGGACUAAGAGCAGGGGCGGAGGUGCUGUCUCAACUCAGACCAGAACUGAUGAACAUUGAUUUUCCGGAACACGCAAAUCUAUCUACGAAGCAUAUACCUUCCUGUUCCGGCGGAUAUAGUGUCUGGGUCUGUGUUACGUUUGGUGUUAUUGGUAUAACAGUGGGCACUAUGGGAAUGUUUUUAGCCAGACAGAAACUUGAUUCCCCAUUGGAUAUAAGCAGACGGUUAUCUGAUAUAUGUCAUAUACGGCUAUAGAAAAGCUACAAAUGCCAAAUUGUUGAGCGUUUCAGUUCAUUAUUUGAUAUUUGCAGUGUGUUGUGAUACAUUGUUACUGGUGCAUAUUGGUCUGAUAAAUGUAAGAGUCGUUUAAAAUGGUGAUGGUUGUGUCAUGAUUCUAGUCAAUCCAAACUGUUUCCUAUUGUUGUACGAUGUAAACAUGUGAUUGUUACCUAUUGUUGUACGAUGUAAACAUGAGAUUUGUAUCUACGAAACAAAAAUAUUGAAAAUAAACAUGUUAGAGUCUCC
Pecten maximus is the source of this 1968-nucleotide messenger RNA. Its product is annotated as amine oxidase [flavin-containing] A-like. Bases 91 to 1698 code for a protein of 535 amino acids. NCBI's taxonomy places the organism in Eukaryota, Metazoa, Mollusca, Bivalvia, Pectinida, Pectinidae. The record is from RefSeq and is a predicted model, not a curated record. Gene Ontology annotation, molecular function: oxidoreductase activity. The transcript has 12 exons.